Anopheles funestus (African malaria mosquito) is the source of this 4486-nucleotide messenger RNA. RefSeq names its product protein pigeon (gene pigeon). Gene Ontology annotation, cellular component: trans-Golgi network. The transcript has 4 exons. Bases 812 to 3712 code for a protein of 966 amino acids. Lineage: Eukaryota; Metazoa; Arthropoda; Insecta; Diptera; Culicidae. Gene Ontology annotation, biological process: positive regulation of amyloid-beta formation. The record is from RefSeq and is a predicted model, not a curated record.
UCUGCUGCGACUAGUUGGCCUCCUAUUAUGCUGACAAGUCUGUAGGACGAUACACGUGUUCUGCAACAAUUGCAACUCGCGAUGCUCAGAAUCGGGUCUGUUUGUGAAGAUAUGCAUAUCAUUUAAUCCUCUUAACAUAUCCAUCCCACAGAGCAUAAUAAUUGCAGCUCCAGUUGCACCACAGAAAUCGCAAUUCAAAAAUCAAACACGCAAAUAACCACCUUUCAACCGUUGUUUACAAUUGCAUGCGCGCAUGUGCGUUGUUCAAAGGCAAACAAAAAAGCGUCGUUCGUUGCUCGGAACGACGUCUAACAACUGCUGAUAAGAAAGGGGAAACGAUACGGAAAGGGUAUAGCGAAUGUGCGGGAAAUGCCGACAACGCAAACGCAGCAUUAGAGCAGCGGCGAAGAAAAUUGUAAUCAGAAAGGCAACGAAGGUACGGGCAAGGUGGGUCCAACCGUAAACUUAUCAGCAGCACCGAAUUCCAGCAUCAUUGACAGAGUGGCACCACGAAUGGUGGAAAGAUUAUUGAUUUCAGCAGUGUGAUGUGUAGACAACAAGGCAUCAGAACCAAUAGAAUUAAACGGCGAGUUCUAUCGAACCGGAAAGAAAAAGUUCGUGCGUUUUUGUAACUGUUUUGUAGCGGUGUGGCUGCUAAUGGUUAAUUUACACAGUGAAACACAAUCCGGGGCAAGUGAUUUCCACGGAUUUAAUCGAUUUGCACUCGCGAAGAAUUGACCUGUUUGCGUGGUGUGUGUGUGUGUGUACUAACUAGUCUUCUGGAAUUUGCGUGGCAUAGUGAAUAAAAAUCAUGCUGAAACAGGAAAAUUUGGCCGCCAAUUUUUGCGGUUUACUAUCCGUGAGCGGAAAUAAAGAUGUAGCAAUCGAAUGGCGUAUACUAGGCAAAGAGCAGGAUAGUUCCCUGCUGGCUAGCUGGGUGUCAUUUGAUCCUAAAAAAGGACGGGAGGAACAACGCACCAAUGUGGGCAUUUACACACCGAAAAGCAAAACGUUCGACGUGCUUUAUACCUUCCCGAGCCGGGAAAACGUUAUACAGGCUUCGGUCAAUCUCACCCACACGCUUUUGCUCUACGUAAUGAAGGAGGUUAAGCAGGACGAAUUCGGUCGCAACUGUGACGUGUAUCGUGCAUUCUUGGUGGAGGUGCGCCCCAAGGUGGAAUCGGUACGGCCCCAUCUACUUGUCGAAGUCGAGCGUAAUCGGCAGAUUAUGGCUACAUUCCUGUGGCGCAAAUUGUCCACAUUCGAGAAAAAUUAUCAGGAUAAAUUUUUGCUUUUGGUGCACCAUGAGCACGUGCUGUUGUAUACAGCGUCGUUGAAAAGAAUCGAAACAUCAUCGGAAGAUGAACGGUACGAGCCGGUCCUUGCUUCAGGCGGUAGCACUAGGAUCGAUUACACCAACCCAAACGCCUGGGAAUUGGAUCGGGAUGCAAUGAAAAGUGAAACAAUUACAAAAGCGUUCAUAUGGGCACAGUGGGACCCCAUCGUGCAAGCGCUGUACUACAUACACCUGAAACCAACCACACGAACUAUCUUCGAAAAGGAAGACGAAUCUGCGGGCGAACAAGGGGAAGGAUCCAAACGGCUUCAACCGACCCUAUCCGCGUUUCAGUUUCACGAUGAUCUACCGACGGAGACGGUGCUGAACAUACCGUUAAAUUUACCGAAAAUUCCUUCCUCCAGCAGCGAGGACAUUUACGAGGAUGACACUGUGCCCUUGCGUAUACACGAUUCGUCCCUUAACCUGGUAAUAGUAAGCGACGAGUCGGGGAUGCUUUUCGUCUGCCAUUACUAUCUUUAUCAACCGAUCAAGCAGCAGGAAGAGGAAGCACAAACCGCCAACGGCACCGCGCAGAACAUUUUCGACGUACACUUUGCCUACUCGGUCACGAUCCUGCACCACGGUUGCGUUAUACACUGUGUAAUGCCGGGCAUACCGUGGGAGAAGGCCAAGCUGAUGAAACCCACCUUUACGCUGCACGGCGAUCAUCAUGUGCUCGUGUUUCAGGCGGAUCUGUUUAUGCAUCUGCUCGAUGUAGGACUAUCGCAUGAACCUUCGUGCCAUAUCGUAUGUGCACCGUUUACGCGUGCUCCCAUUACGCAGCUGGUGCCAUGUUUCGCGACCAACAACAUUUGCUACGAUUCGGCCACACUCGAUCUGAUCUCGAUAACGAUCCCAAAAUCGCAUCUGAUCGAUGCAUUCCGGAAUGAUACGUCGAUCGAUAAUCGGCUCGCGAUCGUGCACUACUUCCUAGCACACUCGAAUGGUGGUGAUAUUAUAGAAAUAUUUUCCGAGAUAUUGAGCAUCAUUAUGGAACGCCCGCUCCAUCUGGAUACGGUGCCAUUGUUGAAGGAAGCCCUUGUUGCCGGGACAUACGCUUCGGCCAAAAAAGGUCUCACCCAGGAUCAGUUGGCACUGUUCCGUUUGCUUCCACUAACAACCUGCAGUACGGCCAAGCCAAUCGAGGCUAAAGUGGGCAAGCUUAAUGUGGGGCUUUCGCAUGAAACGCUCUACAACACUUCGAUGAUGUUGCUCUCGCCACAGCAGCGGCUGUCACCGUUUCGCAAAGACAUCUGGACACAGCUGUGGGAUCGGCUCAGUGAUAAUGGUGGCAGUAGCAAAGAACGACCACGCUUUCACCAGGAUCAGGUGCGCGAAAAGCUUAUGUAUUCGCUUGCCUGCUAUCAGCCGGAAGCCUUGUCCCGCUGCACAACCCCUAUGUCACCGGCUAACCCGAUCGGAGGUUCGUUCGGGAUGGACUUUGUUGCCGGCACUAGCUCGGCCGGUGGACGGGCACGGUUACAGAACGAUCUACCGUUCGCCGAAACGGAAGCAUGUACGGCCAACAAGCAGGAGCUGGUACUGAACGUGAAUCUGCGCGAACUGAGCAUGCAUUUGGUGAAGCACAGCGUAAAAGAAGUAACCGGAUUCCGGUGGUUAAAGAAUGCGUUUUACGAUACAAAUCCGGCCACGUCGCAUGUACACGCGGUAGCGACACGAUACGUUGCGGCCCAGCUGGAACAAUCGCGAGCGCUCUGUGUGCUUAUGAGCCGUACGGCGGGGCUCGAUCAUGCGCUGGCGAUCGAUGGUACCGAAAGCCGCGGGUUCGCAUUGAUCGAUCAGCUCGAACGUGCGCUGCAGGUACGAUUGUUUGCCAUGCUCGAGCGGUACUGUUUGGCGGUGGAAACGCUCGCAUUCCCAUUACCGCUCGGAUUUUGCUCAUUCUUCUCGUACCUCGGUUACCGGGCACUGUCGUUCGACACCUUCAUGCAGUACGUCGAGCAUCAUGUGUUCGAGCUGCAGAUCGACGUGGUGAAGGUAAUCUUUGCCGACAUUGAGGACACGCAGGAUGGAAUUCGGCAGAAGCUGAAGCUGCUCAUGAUUUUGCCACGAUCGAGAGCUCGCCGGUUACUGAAUAGCUGGAACCAUCCAGUAAGCGCGAUGCUGCGCGGACGUGAACACGCCAUGAACAUCCUGUCGGGAAAUUCGGUACAUCCACGCGGAUCAGCACACCAUAAAAAGCGGGACUAUCAACCGAAAGAUCUCAGCCAAGGGUUAGGAGCUGCACGGAAGCUUCAGCAACCGUUGGACAAUUUUCUCGACCUGCUUACUGCCAAAGCCAACCUCAACGAACUUGACUUUAAUCUGCUAAUCGAAACAACGCUGACAUCGGUGGAAAACUUCCACGUGUAAGACGAUGCUUUGGCAAACAGAAACACCAAGUACCAAAACAUGAUGUGGGUGGUUUCCCUGUGGUAAACUUUGAUUGUUUUGCCUGCCUGAAAUAGGUACACGCUUUUAGGUGUAUCAGUAGUAUUGUUCCAACAUAGACAGGUCCUGUUUCGGUGAAGUAAAACAAUGGAUGUGAUUAACGGUAGAUUCGUAACGAGUGGGAUCAGAUUUCGCACAAAGUUUGUUCUCCAUAAUCCGCUAUCGAAAAAAACAAUAAUAUGUACAUUUUCGUGAGUGGCAAUGUGCAAUAAAAUUUUGCCCUGAUUAAUUUCACAAAUGAUACUCAUCUUUCUAAUCUCAGUGAAUAGGUCGGUAAUUCAAAACAUUGACAUUUUUGGUUUCGGAUAUUGUUAAGGUCCUAGAGUCAUUUAAAUUGUAGAAAUGUUCAGUUAAGUUCAGUUGGUAAUCGUUGCUUUAUUUCGUACUUAUCUCACUAGAUGCAUUUGCAAGACAAAGAACUGAAUUUCUUUUCAAAUAAAGCAAUACAAAAAAACACGCAAAUAAACACCACUCAAGUAUACGUGCCAAAUUUGAUAAAAAUUCAAUAGAAGGUUUGAAGUAAUUAUGUGAGAGAAAAGCACACGUGUACCAGGAAGAUCGAUAUAGAAGCUAAACAGAAACAGACCGUAAUAAAUCAAAACAUUGUGCGUCAAUUUCCAGCCUAUCGAUAGGUUUUCUAAACCUAACCUAAGCAAAGAAAGUAAUAAAAUGAGAAAAAAUUACCUUCAACUACAA